AUGAAUUACAAUUAAUUUGAAGACAAACUAAAAAACAUAAAAAAAAAAGAUGGAAAAACCAAUUUAUAUGAACAUUUUUCUAAUUUAAUGACAAAAGUUUUGCUUGAUAAUCCUAAAGAAAAUAUAUAUGAUAAACUUGAAGAUUAUUCUUAAUAAAUAAGAGAAUUAAAUUUUAAUUUUGAAAAUUAAGAAAAUUCAAACAGGCUUCGUGAAUAAUAUAAAGAGUUAACCGAAAAUUACAAAAAUGAUAAAAAACUACUAAGUGUAAUUUAAAAUAUAUUUGUUAAAUUUAUUUAUAUAUUUAUACAGAGAAUUAUGGAAGGAGGCGGAGAAGAAAAUUAGAUUUAAGAACCAGCAGGGUCUUUACCUUUUGUUCCUAAUUUUGUUUAACAAUCUAAAUGGUUUUUUAAUAAAAUAGAUAAAAAAAUAAAUUUAAUAUAAUAAUUAAAGUUAUUGAGUUAUCAAAAGAAAGAUAAAAAUAUAAAAAAUUUAAGAUUUUGGGGAAAAAUACUUGGAUAAAAAAAAGAUUAUUAUAUAACGGAAGGACAAGCAGAUUUUGAAGAUUAAGGUGAAAUUCCACCUGAAGUAGAGCCUUUAGGAGGAGAAGAACCAAGUGUAAACUAAUACAAUUAUUGGGUUACAACAGAUUUAAAUGAUAAAUGGGUUGAAUUACCUUAUGUUACCUCAAAUUAAAUUUAACUUUCUAGAAAAUUUAAAUAUUUAUUUACAGGAGAUUUAAAUAAAUAAGUCAUUGUUAAUCCUCAUUUCGAAAGCAAUAAAAAGUCUUAAAAUAAAUUCUAAUAUAGUAGUGGAACUGAAAAGGAACUUUUAAAAUGUAUUAUUGUUAGAAUUAACCAUUGUAUUUCUGUUUAACCUAAAGGUUUAAAAAUAAUAGAUGAAAAUGAUGAAACGAGAAGAACAUUAGUAGAUCCUGAAGAAGGUACUUUUAAAUUUCCUAAUUUUAAUGCUUUAACCUAAAUUGAAAAUUGGGUUCAUUCUAAACCUAACAUUUUGAAUGAAGGAAGAUUAAAACAUACAAUCCCUGAAGCUGAAGAAAACUAAGAUUAAGAAGAAUUAGCAAAAAAGAUUAUGUAAAAAGAUCCAUUUGAGCCUUUAAUAAAACCUCUUAACUUGGAUAAACCCCCAUAAGGAUAUGAAAGCGCAUGGGCUAUAAGAUCAUAUGGAGAUUUAUUUAACUAUCGUUAAUUAUCAAGAGAAAAUGAAUCUUAAAAUUAUGGGUACUUAGCAAUCAAAAAUUUAGUUUGGCCUGGUUCAGUUACAAUUUAUCAUAAUAAAAAAUGGUUUACUUUUUAUGUAGGAUAAGGAAUUAAAUAAUAAUAUUAAUUAUAUUUCCCAUGUGAACCAGAAAAAAUAUAAAAUGAAGUAGAAUUCAGACCUACAUAAAUAGAAUAAAUAGUAGAAAAAAAGAAAGAUAAUGAAUAAAUAAAAGAUAAUAAUGAUGAAUGA
Molecule: messenger RNA, 1467 nt
Organism: Ichthyophthirius multifiliis
Lineage: Eukaryota; Ciliophora; Oligohymenophorea; Hymenostomatida
Product: radial spoke head protein, putative
Exons: 7
Biological process (GO): axoneme assembly; cilium assembly; cilium movement involved in cell motility
Cellular component (GO): radial spoke; axoneme
Source: RefSeq, a predicted model, not a curated record